This is a messenger RNA of Artibeus jamaicensis (Jamaican fruit-eating bat), 1857 nucleotides long. RefSeq lists its product as uncharacterized. The transcript has 3 exons. Bases 517 to 1209 code for a protein of 230 amino acids. The record is from RefSeq and is a predicted model, not a curated record. Lineage: Eukaryota; Metazoa; Chordata; Mammalia; Chiroptera; Phyllostomidae.
CUCCAGACUCUCUUCCCAAAGCUGACGCUUGAAAUAAAUCGGGAAUACGCGCGGGCAGGCAGCCGCGGGAGUUAUUUUGCACAGGGCUCGGUGCACAGACUUCACGACUUUCCUCGAAAUUAUUGGGGUCUGCCAGUAUUUUUCAGGGCGGAAGGGGGUGAUGAGGAAAGUAUCGGGUUCUUAGAACUAAAGACUCCAGGUCGGAAAGUCAAAAGGAGAGCGGGGAGGAGGAGCAGGAGCAAGGCUGGGGAACGCUCUGCCGAGGAGUGCCGAGGACGUGGGGCGGAGAUGGCCGGGGCUUGCUGCAGAUCCGGCUCAGAGGGCUUUGGGGGUUUUUGUUUUAAUUUUUUGUCUUUGCUGUCAGAGGUAGACACCCCGUCCGAAGAGAGGGAAUGCUUGCAUUUCCUCACUUUGAGGGUCUGGGCGGCCACACCUCCUAGCCCCGGAGACCCCCGGCCCCGGGGUCCUGCGCGAAGUGAGAGAGGAAGGGAGGAAACAAUGAGCUGAGAGCCGGGAAUGUGCCCCCAGCGCCUGUUUACAAACACGCAGCUAUUUAUGAUCGCCGGAAAGCGAAACCCGACGCGGGCUCGCUGCAGCCCAGACCUCGCGGGCGGAGCCCGGGCCGAGGAGCUUCAGGGAGGGAGGCUCUUUUCCCGAUCCUCUCCGAGGAAGCGGCCGUGCGCCCAGGGCGCGGCAGGGCCCGAGUGUUCGGCUUGGGCUACGGGCGCGCCGCCUUUGUCUUCGAGGCGCCGAGGGGCUCCGGCCGUGACCGUGCGCGGGCCUGAUGGGACCCGGCGCCCUCAGCUUUUCCCUGGCGACGCCCCACGCUCUCCUCCUCAACCUUUCUCCUCCGCACCCCAAUCCGCUUUCCUGUCCGCCACCCGGCUCAGAGAAAAGUCCCACCCUCCCGACUCUGAUCUGCCGAGAUGGCUCAGCCGCAGUAGCUCGACCUGCGGGGCUGGAAACCUCACAUCCCCAAAGCAGGGCUCGCAGCUCGCUCGGCUCGGAGCAAGAUUUUCCCUUCUCUCUCCAGCUGGAACCUCGCAGAAAACUCCCCCUGCGGUCGACUGGAAAAUGAGCUCACCCAAAUCUCGGAUCUUUUACUCUUCUCCAUCGCAAACGUGCAAAAUUUUCUGGCACAAACGCACUGGUACAUCAAGCGGGAGGUGUAGGCAGGCCCGCAUGUCAAAGCCAAGGGGAUCCGGGUGACUAACCAGCGCCUUUGUGCCACUGCCUGAUAUUCCUUGACAACGCCCCCCCCCGCCCCCCACAACUCCCCCACCGCCUAUGAACUUGGAAAGAGACUUUCAGGCCAAGAUGGAACCUCCCGGUCUCAGGAAGGCGAUUUCUGUUUAUUUCUCGGGGAACUGCGCUGGCUGGGCCAGGCAACGCAAUCCUUUUCCGAUUAUGGAGCGACCCAAACUGGGCCGGUUGCCUACAAGCCCUUCCUGGAACCCCAGCCCAACGGACUGCGGCCAACACCUGAGCGCCUGGGGAGGGCUGCUCGCGGGGGUAGGAGCGCCGCCUCUCCAGCAGGCCCGCCAGGCGUCCGCGCAGCUGACCUUAGGGGGAAACCAGGGGAGGGGUGUCAAGCCAAACCUCGACAUGGGUGCAUCUACAUUUAUGAUCUUUAAAUGAAGUGUGAGGGAAAUUGUGUAGUAUAAUUUAACUCAGAGAAAUUUCCUGCGAAAUACAUUUCGAUGACCGUAGACUUUUAACAGCCCUAGGGCUUCUCCGGCAAGCCUAAGAAACCAGCCUGGAGUUACCUCAACUCUGCCGCCACAUUCUCAAAUUUGGAAAAGGCCAGUGUGGGGCUUUUACAUAUAUAUACAAUUUAUUUUGUAUUGUUGCUUUCUA